Aspergillus welwitschiae is the source of this 1225-nucleotide messenger RNA. RefSeq lists its product as uncharacterized. NCBI's taxonomy places the organism in Eukaryota, Fungi, Ascomycota, Eurotiomycetes, Eurotiales, Aspergillaceae. The record is from RefSeq and is a predicted model, not a curated record. The transcript has a single exon. The coding region runs from base 256 to 663 and encodes 135 amino acids.
UGUGCUCGCAUCUCAAUUUCGAGGCGAUUCGAUACGAUCGUGAGGCAGGCCGCUUAAGCGCUUCGCCGGAUCGACCGCUAGACUUCAAACACGGGUGUAACUCAGAGCAGGCACCUGCGUUGGGAACUGAUAACUGAGGUGACUCCGUGUUUAAGCGCCAAGCUAAGCAUCAAGAACAGUCGAUCCAUCAGAUUAGGAGUCCGACGGGCCUGUUCAUCCUGUCCCAGCAACCAGGUACAUCCCUCCCAUCUCGAGAUGAACCCUUAUCAUCAAGCUUCCUUACGAAGAGAGCAAAACAAAAACAACGUCUCUUGGACGGUUGGGAACUAUCAACCAAUCAUAUCCACCUCAUCAGUAAUAACACGGGUACCAUACUGUAUACGAGUCCCUUUCCCCCCAUCCUCAACCACACGAGAAGGAGACGUGGUUAAAUCUCGGCAUCUCCAAACCCUACCACAUCCGCGUCGCCCGACAUCCUCCCCAACCGCGAACCACGGUUCAACCCAGAGCCGGACAGACAGCUCAACGUCGAUCCCACCCAAACAGGCAAUCUCAUCGAACCCUCGUCGAAGCCUCCAUGCCCGAGAAUUGCCCCUCACCGAGGAAUUGCCUGCCCGGCCGGCCCCCUCGAAGGCAAAUAUUCGGGGCGAUGAACAACGAUGAUCCGAAGAUCACUGGCGGUGGAUGUCUGGGCCAGGGCCAACCGUCCACAUGAUACGAUCAGUAGAAAAGUGGAUGUUGCAUACGUGCCACAACUCACUGCCACUAGGCUAAAGUUACUAGACACAGCCGAGCCGACCAGACCAGACCAGCCUAAGAUAAGUCCUCUGCUCUGUAGAUAGGCAGUGCCGGGGCAGCGAACCAUUGUUUGCGAUGGAGACUGGGACCGCGUAGUCUGGGUUGACUUUCGUACCACUCGUGGAUGUUUGUUUGUUGUUUACAACCUUAAAAUAGAGUCGAGUAUACGUAUGUGCUUGGCUGUUGUUUCUUCUAACGGUGAAACACCAUCUUGUUUUGAGGUUAACGUAUGCCGAAUAUUUCAUUCUGUUUUGGGGGGUCUUUUUGUAACCAUCACAAGGAGAUUUUAGUCCGCUGCAGAACUGCAGCCCAAUUAUUGGGUCGCUGCUUCAUCCGAUGCAUCCGGAUCCUGAUCGGGUUAGGUCGGUUGGCUUUCAGUGUCCUUCACAGUAGACCUGGAUUAACGUUCCCUUGCUUGUCUGGGAGA